This is a messenger RNA of Pipistrellus nathusii (Nathusius's pipistrelle), 12462 nucleotides long. NCBI's taxonomy places the organism in Eukaryota, Metazoa, Chordata, Mammalia, Chiroptera, Vespertilionidae. The record is from the annotation of a GenBank genome assembly.
AUGGGGCGGCCGGCGGCGGGCGCGCUGCUGCUGGCGCUGCUGCUGCACGGGCGGCUGCUCGGGGUGAUCCAUGGACUGAGGGCGUAUGAUGGCGUGUCCCUGCCUGAGGACGCCGAGACGGUCACAGCGGGCCGGGCUGGCUGGAGUAACUCAGACCUUUCUGACGACGAGGACUUACUGGCUGACGAAGCCUCCGGAGAUGGCCUGGGCAGUGGAGACGUGGGCAGCGGGGACUUCCAGAUGGUUUACUUCCGAGCCCUGGUGAAUUUCACCCGCUCCAUCCACUACAGCCCUCAGCUGGAGGACGCCAGCUCCCAGGCUUUCCGAGAAGUAUCCGAGGCCGUGGUAGACGCGCUGGAGUCAGAGUACUUGAAGAUUCCUGGAGACCAGAUUGUCAGUGUGGUGUUCAUCAAGGAGCUGGAUGGCUGGGUCUUUGUGGAGUUGGACGUGGGCUCCGAGGGGAAUGCAGACGGCGCUCAGAUCCAGGAGGUGCUGCGCUCGGUCAUCUCCAGGGGCUCCAUUGCCUCCUACGCCACCUCUCCCCAGGGGUUCCAGUUCCGACACCUGGGCACAGCACAGACACCCCCGCCCCAAUUGGCCCCUGGGGCGGCCUCAGUGACACCAGUGCCCCAGAUCUCCAGAGUGUGCACCGAGGCUGAGUUUGCCUGCCACAGCUACAACGAGUGUGUGGCCCUGGAGUAUCGCUGUGACCGGAGGCCUGACUGCAGGGACAUGUCUGAUGAACUCAAUUGUGAAGAGCCAGUUCUAGAGUUUGGCCCCACGCCACCCCAUCCGGUGGAGGCUGCACCUAUCACACCAUGGUCAAACAUCUCAGCGUUAGUUCCAGAAACCCUGACUCCCCAUCUUGUCAGGCCCUGUGGGCCCCAUGAGACCUCCUGUCGCAGUGGGCAUUGCAUCCCCAAAGACUAUGUCUGUGACGGGCAAGAGGACUGCAAGGAUGGCAGUGAUGAGCUGGACUGUGGCCCCACGCAGCCCUGCGAGCCCAACGAGUUCCCCUGUGGAAGCGGGCACUGUGUCCUCAAGCUGUGGCGCUGCGAUGGCGACUCUGACUGUGACGACCACACCGAUGAGGCCGACUGCCCUGCCAAGCACCCCGAGGAUGUGUGUGCGCCCACCCAGUUCCGCUGUGUCUCCACAAACGAGUGCAUCGCAGCCAGCUACCACUGUGACAAGGAGAGCGACUGUUCUGACCGCAGCGAUGAGAUUGGCUGCAUGCCUCCCCAGGUGGUGACCCCUCCUCAGGAGUUGAUCCAGGCUUCCCGGGGCCAGACAGUGACCUUCACUUGUGUGGCCAUCGGUGUCCCCACCCCCAUCAUCAACUGGCGACUCAACUGGGGCCACAUCCCGUCUCAUCCUAGGGUGACAGUGACCAGUGAGGGAGGCCGAGGCACGCUGAUCAUUCGAGACGUGAAGGAGGCAGAUCAGGGCGCCUACACCUGUGAGGCCAUGAAUGCCCAAGGCAUGGUGUUCGGCAUUCCUGACGGCGUCCUGGAGCUCAUUCCCCAGCGAGGGCCCUGCGCUGAUGGGCACUUCUACCUGGAGCACAGCGCCUCCUGCCUGCCCUGCUUCUGCUUUGGGGUUACCAACGUGUGCCAGAGCAGCCGCCGCUUCCGAGACCAGAUCCGGCUGCGCUUUGACCAGCCUGGUGACUUCAAAGGCGUGAAGGUGCUGAUGCCCUCGCAGCCCAGCAUGCCACCCCUCUCCUCCACUCAGCUGCAGAUCGACACUGCUCUGCAGGAGUUCCAGCUGGUGGACCUGUCCCGGCGCUUCCUGGUUCACGACUCUUUCUGGGCUCUGCCCGAGCAGUUCCUGGGCAACAAGGUGGACUCCUACGGGGGCUCGCUGCGCUACAAGAUACGCUACGAGCUGGCACGAGGCACGCUGGAGCCCGUGCAGCGGCCGGAUGUGGUCCUUGUGGGUGCCGGAUACCGCCUACUCUCUCGAGGCCACACGCCCACCCAGCCUGGCACUCUGAACCAGCGCCAAGUCCAGCUCUCUGAGGAGCACUGGGUCCAUGAGUCUGGCCAGCCGGUGCAGCGGGCGGAGAUGAUGCAGGUGCUGCAGAGCCUGGAGGCUGUGCUCAUCCAGACGGUGUACAACGACAAGAUGGCCAGCGUGGGGCUGAGCGACAUCGCCAUGGAUACCACUGUCACCUACGCCACCAGCCACGGCCGUGCCCACAGCGUGGAGGAGUGCAGGUGCCCUGUCGGCUAUUCCGGCUUAUCCUGCGAGAGCUGCGAUGCCCACUUUACCCGGGUGCCUGGAGGGCCCUACCUGGGCACCUGCUCCGGCUGCAACUGCAAUGGCCACGCCACCUAUUGCGACCCUGUGUAUGGCCACUGUCUGAAUUGCCAGCACAACACCGAGGGGCCACAGUGCAACAAGUGCAAGGCCGGCUUCUUUGGGGAUGCCACCAAGGGCACGGCUACGGCCUGCCGGCCCUGCCCUUGCCCGUACAUUGAUGCUUCCCGCAGGUUCUCAGAUACCUGCUUCCUGGACACAGAUGGCCAGGCCACGUGUGACGCAUGCGCCCCAGGCUACACAGGGCGCCGCUGUGAGAGCUGUGCCCCUGGAUAUAAGGGCAACCCCAUCCAGCCAGGCGGGAAGUGCAAGCCCACCGGCCAGGAGAUCGUCCGCUGUGAUGAGCGAGGCACCUUGGAGACCUCGGGGGAAGCCUGCCGCUGUAAGAACAACGUGGUGGGGCGUCUCUGCAAUGAGUGUAUCACCGGCUCUUUCCACCUGAGCGCCCGCAACCCCGAGGGCUGCCUCAAGUGCUUCUGCAUGGGCGUCAGUCGCCAGUGCACCAGCUCCUCCUGGACCCGCGCCCAGGUGCACGGGUCCUCCGAGGCCCCCAGCCAGUUCAGCCUGACCAAUGCUGCGGGCACCCACACCACCAGCAUGGGCAUCUCAUCCCCCUCGCCCGGGGAACUGGUCUUCUCCUCCUUCCACAGUCUCCUCUCUGGACCCCACUUCUGGAACCUCCCUUCGUGUUUCCGGGGGGACAAGGUGACCUCCUACGGAGGAGAGCUGCGCUUCACAGUGACCCAGCAGCCCCAGCCCGGCUCGCUGCCCCUGCACAGGCAGCCCUUGGUGGUCCUGCAAGGCAAUGGCAUCGUCUUGGAGCAUCACUCCUCCCGGGAGCCUAGCCCCGGCCAGCCCACCACCUUCACCGUGCCCUUCCGGGAGCAAGCAUGGCAGCGGCCUGAUGGGCAGCCGGCCACACGGGAGCAUCUGCUGAUGGCACUGGCGGGCAUUGAUUCGCUCCUGAUCCAGGCAUCCUACAGCCAGCAGCCAGCUGAGAGCAGGAUCUCGGGCAUCAGCAUGGACGUGGCUGUGCCUGAGGACACUGGCCAGGACACCGCGCUGGAGGUGGAGCAGUGCACCUGCCCCACCGGGUACCGGGGCCCAUCCUGCCAGGACUGUGACACCGGCUACACACGCACGCCCAGCGGGCUCUACCUGGGCACCUGUGAACGCUGCAGCUGCCAUGGCCACACGGAGGUCUGUGAGCCCGAAACAGGCGACUGCCAGGGAUGCCAGCACCACACAGAGGGUCCUCGGUGUGAGCAGUGCCAGCCGGGAUACUACGGGGACGCCCAACAAGGGACACCACACGACUGCCAGCCAUGCCCAUGCCAUGGACCCCCCUCUGCUAGCCAGGCCACCCACACUUGCUUUCUGGACACAGACGGCCACCCUACCUGUGAUGCUUGCUCCCCCGGCCACAGCGGGCGUCACUGUGAGAGGUGUGCCCCAGGUUUCUAUGGCAAUCCCAGCCAGGGCCAGCCGUGCCGAAGAGACGGCCAAACGCCAGAGCCCAUUGGCUGUGCCUGUGACCCCCAGGGCAGCAUCAGCAGCCAGUGUGACGCCGCUGGCCAGUGCCAGUGCAAGGCCCGAGUGCAAGGCCCCACCUGCAACCAUUGUCAGCCCCACUACUUCCACCUGAGUGCCAGCAACCCCGACGGCUGCCUGCCCUGCUUCUGCAUGGGCAUCAGCCAGCAGUGCGCCAGCUCAUCCUACACCCGUCACCUGAUCUCCACCCACUUCGCCCCUGGGGACUCCCAAGGCUUUGCCCUGGUGAAUCCGCAGCGGAACAGCCGCCUGACAGGAGGCUUCACCGUGGAACCCGUGCCCGAGGGUGCCCAACUCUCUUUUGGCAACUUCGACCAACUUGGUCACGAAUCCUUCUACUGGCAGCUGCCAGAGGCAUACCAGGGAGACAAGGUGGCAGCUUAUGGCGGGAAGCUGCGGUACACCCUCUCCUACACAGCCGGGGCGCAGGGCAGCUCACUCUCGGACCCUGACAUCCAGAUCAUGGGCAACAACAUCAUGCUGGUGGCCUUCCAGCCAGCACUGCAGGGCUCCGAGAGGAAAAGCUAUGAGAUUGUUUUCCAAGAGGAAUUCUGGCGCCGGCCUGACGGGCAGCCAGCUACACGCGAGCACCUCCUGAUGGCGCUGGCUGACUUGGACGAGCUCCUGAUCCGGGCCACGUUCUCCUCGGUGCCCCUGGCGGCCAGUAUCAGCGGGGUCAGCCUGGAGGUCGCCCAGCCCGGACCCUCGAGGGGACCCCCGGCCCUGGAGGUGGAGGAAUGCCGCUGCCCCCCAGGCUACGUGGGCUUGUCCUGCCAGGACUGCGCCCCGGGCUACACACGCACUGGGAGUGGGCUCUACCUCGGCCAUUGUGAACUGUGCGAAUGCAACGGCCACUCGGACCUGUGCCACCCAGAGACUGGGGCCUGCUCGCAAUGCCAGCACAAUGCCAUUGGGGAGUUCUGCGAGCUGUGUGCCCCUGGCUACUAUGGAGACGCCACGGCUGGAACGCCUGAGGACUGCCAGCCCUGCGCCUGCCCGCUGACCAACCCGGAGAACAUGUUCUCCCGUACCUGUGAGAGCCAGGGAGCCGGCGGGUACCGCUGCACAGCCUGCGAGCCUGGCUACACCGGCCAGUACUGUGAGCAGUGCGCCCCAGGUUACGUGGGGAACCCCAAUGUGCGAGGGGGCCGAUGCCUGCCGCAGGACCAAGCCCAGCUGGUGGUCCAGGUGCAACCGCCUCGGAGCAUAGUACCCCAAGGUGGCCCCCACUCGCUGAGGUGCCAAGUCAGCGGGAGCCCACCCCACUACUUCUACUGGUCUCGCGAGGAUGGGCGGCCCCUGCCCAGUAGCACGCAGCAGCGACAUCAAGGCUCCGAGCUCCACUUCCCCAGCGUCCAGCCCUCCGAUUCCGGGGUCUACAUUUGCACCUGUCGUAACCACCAUCACGCCAAUACCAGCCGCGGAGAACUGCUGGUCACCGAGGCUCCCAGUAAGCCCAUCACGGUGACGGUGGAGGAGCAGCGGAGUCAGAGCGUGCGUCCCGGAGCCGAUGUCACCUUCAUCUGCACGGCCAAGAGCAAGUCUCCGGCUUACACCCUGGUGUGGACCCGCCUGCACAACGGGAAGCUGCCAGACCGAGCCAUGGAUUUCAACGGCAUCCUGACCAUUCGCAACGUCCAGCCAAGCGACGCGGGCACCUACGUCUGCACCGGCUCCAACAUGUUUGCCAUGGACCAGGGCACAGCCACACUGCAUGUGCAAGCCUCGGGCACCCCCUCGGCCCCCAUGGUGUCUAUCCACCCACCACAGCUCACAGUGCAGCCCGGGCAGAUGGCCGAGUUCCGCUGCAGCGCCACAGGGCACCCCACGCCCACCCUUGAGUGGACAGGGGGUCCUGGUGGCCAGCUGCCUCAGAAGGCGCAAGUCCACGGCGGUAUCCUGCGCCUGCCAGCCGUGGAGCCCUCGGACCAAGCCCAGUACCUGUGCUAUGCCCGCAGCAGCGCCGGGCAGCAUGUGGCCAGGGCCGUGCUCCACGUGCAUGGGGGCAACGGGCCCAGGGUCCAGGUGAGUCCAGAGAGGACCCAAGUGCACGAAGGCCGCACGGUCAGGCUGUACUGCAGGGCUGCGGGUGUGCCCAGUGCCACCAUCACCUGGCGGAAGGAAGGGGGCAGCCUCCCCACUCAGGCCCGGUCUGAGCACACGGACAUCGCCACGCUGCUCAUCCCCGCCAUCACGGCCGCUGAUGCCGGCUUCUACCUCUGCGUGGCCACCAGCCCCGCCGGCACCGCGCAGGCCCGGAUCCAAGUGGUCGUCCUUCCAGGUGCCAGCCCCCUGCCAGUCAGGAUUGAGUCCUCCUCAUCUUCUGUGACUGAAGGCCAGACACUAGACCUCAACUGCGUGGUGACAGGGCUACCCCACGCCCAGGUCAUGUGGUACAAGCGAGGGGGCGGCCUGCCUCCCCACACCCAGGUGCACGGCUCCCGACUCCGGCUCCCCCAGGUUUCCUCAGCGGAUUCUGGAGAAUACGUGUGCCGAGUGGAGAACGGGUCAGAUGCCAAGGAGGCCUCCAUCACCAUCUCUGUCCUCCACGGCACCCAUUCGGGCCCCGGCCAUCCCACAGGUCCUGCUGGGUCCCCAGCUCGGGGCAGUACCCAGCCCAUCCGCAUCGAGUCCUCCUCCUCCCACGUGGCUGAAGGGCAGACCUUGGACCUGAACUGCUUGGUGCCCGGGCAGGCCCAUGCCCAGGUCACAUGGCAUAAGCGUGGGGGCAGCCUCCCUGCCCGGCACCAGACCCACGGCUCACUGCUGAGACUACACCAGCUGUCCCCAGCUGACUCGGGCGAGUAUGUGUGCCGUGUGGUGGUGGGCUCGGUGCCCCUGGAGGCCUCUGUCCGGGUCACCAUUGAGCCUGUGAACCCUGUGCCUGCGCUCGGAGUCACCCUCCCCAUCCGGAUUGAGUCCUCCUCCUCACACGUGGCAGAAGGGCAGAACCUGGACCUGAACUGCCUGGUCACUGGGCAGGCCCACGCCCAGAUCACAUGGCACAAAAGAGGGGGCAGCCUUCCUGCCCGGCACCAGGUACACGGGUCCAGGCUGUUGCUGCCCCAGGUGACUCCAGCGGACUCUGGAGAAUACAUCUGCCGUGUGACCAGCAGCUCGGGCCCCCAGGAAGCCUCGGUCCUCGUCACCAUCCAGCAGCGCCUUAGUCCCUCCCACCCCCAGAGCGUGGUGUACCCCGUCCGCAUCGAGUCCUCCUCGUCCUCCCUGGCCAACGGACAUACCCUGGACCUCAACUGCCUGGUGGCCAGCCAAGCCCCGCACACCAUCACCUGGUACAAGCGUGGAGGCAGCCUACCCAGGCGGCACCAGAUCGUGGGCUCCCGGCUACGGAUCCCCGAGGUGACGCCAGCCGACUCAGGCGAGUAUGUGUGUCACGUCAGUAACGGCGCCAGCUCCCAGGAGACCUCUCUGAUCAUCACCAUCCAGGGCGGCAGCUCCUCCCACGUGCCCAGUGUCUCCCCACCCAUCAGGAUCGAGUCCUCAUCCCCCACCGUGGUUGAAGGGCAGACCUUGGAUCUGACCUGCGUGGUGGCUGGGCAGCCCCAGGCCAUCAUCACGUGGUACAAGCGUGGGGGCACCCUCCCUGCCCGACACCAGGCCCACGGCUCCCACCUGCGGCUGAAUCAGCUGACCGUGGCCGACUCGGGCGAGUACGUGUGCCGGGCCAACAACAACAUUGACGCCCGGGAGGCUUCCAUCACCGUCUCCGUCUCCCCCAGCGCUGGCAACCCCUCCGCCGCUGCGGGUGCUGUGCCCAUCAGAAUUGAGUCAUCAUCUUCGCACGUGGCCGAAGGGCAGACCCUGGAUCUGAACUGUGUGGUCCCCGGACAGGCCCACGCCCAGGUCACGUGGCACAAGCGUGGCGGCAGCCUCCCCACUCACCACCAGGCCCACGGCUCGCGGCUGCGGCUGUACCAGCUGUCCCCCGCUGACUCGGGCGAGUACAUCUGCCGUGUGGUGAGCAGCUCUGGCUCCCUGGAGGCCUCGAUCCUGGUCACCGUUGAGGGCUCUGGCUCUAGUACCGUUCCUGGCUCUGCUCCAGGCAGAGUCCCACCCAUUCGAAUCGAAACCUCCUCCUCCCACGUGGCUGAAGGGCAGACCCUGGAUCUGAAAUGUGUGGUGCCCGGGCAUCCCCACGCCCAGGUCACAUGGCACAGGCGAGGGAACAGCCUUCCCGCCGGGCACCAGGUCCACGGCCCCCUGCUGAGGCUGAACCAGGUGUCCCCUGCUGACUCUGGCGAGUACUCCUGUCAAGUGACCAGCGGCUCGGACACCCUGCGAACUUCCGUCCAGGUCACCAUCCAGGCCUCCAGCCCAGCCCCCAUUCCUGCCCCAGGACUGGCCCAGCCCAUCUACAUCGAGGCCUCCUCCUCCAACGUGGCUGAAGGAGAGACCCUGGACCUGAACUGUGUGGUUCCCGGGCAGGCCCACGCCCAGGUCACAUGGUUCAAGCGUGGGGGCAGCCUGCCCGCCCGGCACCAGACCCAUGGCUCCCGGCUCCGGCUUCACGACAUCUCCGCAGCCGAUUCCGGCGAGUACGUCUGCCACAUCGUUGGCGGUGCGGGCCCUGAACAGGAGGCCUCCUUCACCGUCACCGUCCAGCCCAAAACGGCGGGCUCCUCCUUCCGCUAUAAUAGUCCUGUCAUCUCCAUCGACCCGCCCAGCAGCACCGUGCAGCAGGGCCAGGAUGCCAGCUUCAAGUGCCUCAUUCACGAGGGGGCAACCCCCAUCCGCAUUGAGUGGAAGUUCCGUAACCAGGAGCUGGAGGACAACGUCCAUAUCAGCCCCAACGGCUCCAUCAUCACCAUUGUGGGCACCCGGCCCAGCAACCAUGGUGCCUACCGCUGCGUGGCUACCAAUGGCUAUGGCGUGGCCCAGAGCGUCGUGAACCUCAGUGUGCAUGGGCCGCCCACGGUGUCUGUGCUGCCCGAGGGCCCCGUGCGGGUGAAGGUGGGAAAGGCCGUCACCCUGGAGUGCGUCAGUGCCGGGGAGCCCCGCUCUUCCGCUCGCUGGACGCGGGUCGGCGCCCCCACCCACGUGGAGCAGCGGAUGUUUGGGUUCGCGGACAGCCACACGAUGCUGCAGAUUUCAUCGGCUAAACCAUCCGAUGCGGGCACCUAUGUGUGCCAGGCUCAGAACGCACUGGGCACGGCACAGAAGCGGGUGGAGGUGAUUGUGGACACGGGCGACGUGACCCCCGGGGCCCCACAGGUCCAGGUUGAAGAGGUUGAGUUGACCGUGGAAGCUGGACACACGGCCACCCUGCGCUGCUCGGCCACAGGCAGCCCCACGCCCACCAUCCACUGGUCCAAGCUGCGCUCCCCGCUGCCCUGGCAGCACAGGCUGGAAGGCGACACGCUGGUCAUUCCCCGGGUAGCCCAGCAGGACUCGGGCCAGUACAUCUGCAACGCCAGCAGCCCCGCCGGCCACGCCGAGGCCACCAUCCUCCUGCACGUGGAGAGCCCUCCGUACGCCACCACGGUCCCGGAGCACACUUCGGUGCAAGCCGGGGAGGCGCUGCAGCUGCAGUGCCUGGCUCACGGGACGCCCCCGCUCACCUUCCAGUGGAGCCGCGUGGGUGGUACCCUCCCUGGGAGGGUGACAGUCAGGAACGAGCUGCUUCACUUUGAGUCUGUGGCCCCCGAGGACUCCGGCCGCUACCGCUGUCAGGUCACCAACAAGGUGGGCUCGGCGGAGGCCUUCACCGUGGUACUCGUCCAAGGCACCUCCGGCUCUCUCCCUGCGAUCCCCAGCCCAGAAGGAGCCACACCCACCGUUCAGGUCACGCCUCAGCUGGAGACCAAGAGCCUCGGGGCCAGUGUGGAGUUCCAUUGCGCCGUGCCUAACGACCAAGACACCCAGCUCCGCUGGAUCAAGCAAGGGGGUCAGCUGCCUCCUGGCCACAGUGUGCAGGAUGGGGUGCUCCGAAUCCAUAACUUGGACCAGAGCUGCCAAGGGACAUAUGUUUGCCAGGCUUAUGGACCAUGGGGACAGGCCCAGGCCAGCGCCCAGCUAGUUGUCCAAGCCCUGCCCUCGGUGCUCAUCAACAUCCGGACUUCCGUGCACUCCGUGGUGGUCGGCCACGCUGUGGAGUUUGAGUGCCUGGCCAUGGGUGACCCCAAGCCUCAGGUGACAUGGAGCAAAGUUGGAGGACGCCUGCGGCCUGGCAUCAUGCAGAGCGGAGGCGUCGUCAGGAUUGCCCACGUCGAGCUGGCCGAUGCUGGGCAGUACCGCUGCACGGCGACCAACGCCGCCGGCACCACCCAGUCCCACGUGCUUCUGCUUGUGCAAGCCUUGCCCCAGAUCUCAACACCCCCGGAGGUCCGUGUGCCUGCUGGUUCUGCAGCCGCCUUCCCCUGCAUGGCCUCUGGCUACCCUACUCCCGACAUCAAAUGGAGCAAGCUGGAUGGGAACCUGCCGCCUGGCAGCCGCGUGGAGAACAACAUGCUGCUGCUGCCCUCAGUUCGACCCCAGGACGCGGGCACCUACGUCUGCACUGCCACUAACCGCCAGGGCAAGGUCAAAGCCUUCGCUGACCUGCAGGUGCCAGAGCGGGUGGUGCCCUACUUCACGCAGACCCCCCACUCCUUCCUGCCACUGCCCACCAUCAAGGAUGCCUACAGAAAGUUUGAGAUCAAGAUCACCUUCCGGCCUGACUCAGCUGAUGGAAUGCUGCUGUACAACGGGCAGAAACGGAUCCCCGGCAGCCGCACCAACCUGGCCAACAGGCUGCCCGACUUUAUCUCCUUCGGCCUCGUGGGCGGGAGGCCCGAGUUCCGGUUUGACGCAGGCUCAGGCAUGGCCACCAUCCGCCACCCAACACCGCUGGUGCUGGGCCAGUUCCAUACGGUGACCCUGCUGCGCAGCCUCACCCAGGGCUCCCUGAUUGUGGGCAGCCUGGCCCCAGUCAACGGGACCUCCCAGGGCAAGUUCCAAGGCCUGGACCUGAAUGAGGAGCUCUACCUGGGCGGCUACCCUGACUACGGCGCCAUCCCCAAAGCGGGGCUGAGCAGCGGCUUCAUAGGCUGUGUCCGGGAGCUACAAAUCCAGGGUGAGGAGAUCGUCUUCCACGACUUCAACCUCACAGCACACGGCAUCUCCCACUGCCCCACCUGCCGGGACCAGCCGUGCCAGAACGGGGGCUGGUGCCAGGACUCGGAGAGCAGCAGCUACCUGUGCAUCUGCCCGGCUGGCUUCACCGGGAGCCGCUGUGAGCACUCCCAGGCCCUGCACUGCCACCCAGAGGCCUGUGGGCCCGAUGCCACCUGUGUAAACCGGCCCGAUGGCCGAGGCUACACCUGCCGCUGUCACCUGGGCCGCUCGGGGCCCAGGUGUGAGGAAGGUGUGACCGUGACCACGCCCUCCAUGUCCGGCAUCGGCUCCUACCUGGCGCUGCCCGCCCUCACCAACACGCACCACGAGCUGCGCCUGGACAUCGAGUUCAAGCCGCUGGCGCCCAACGGGAUCCUGCUGUUCAGCGGGGGCAGGCGCGAGCCCGUGGAGGACUUCGUGUCGCUGGCCAUGGCCGGCGGCCACCUGGAGUUCCGCUACGAGCUGGGCUCAGGGCUGGCUGUGCUGAGGAGCGCAGAGCCACUGGCCCUGGGCCGCUGGCACCGCGUGUCCGCCGAGCGCCUCAACAAGGACGGCAGCCUGCGGGUGGACGGCGGGCGCCCCGUGCAGCGCUCCUCCCCGGGCAAGAGCCAAGGCCUCAACCUGCACACCCUCCUCUACCUCGGCGGAGUGGAGCCCUCGGUGAAGCUGUCCCCGGCCACCAACAUGAGCACUCCCUUCCACGGCUGCCUGGGCGAGGUGUCAGUGAAUGGGAAGCGGCUGGACCUCACCUACAGCUUCCUGGGCAGCCGGGGCGUCGGGCAGUGCUACGACAGCUCCCCGUGUGAGCGCCAGCCCUGCCUGAACGGCGCCACGUGCUUCCCCGCUGGCGAGUUUGAGUUUCAGUGUCUGUGUCGCGACGGCUUCAAAGAUGCUCCGGGGCAGUAUGGAGCCUAUUUCGACGAUGGUGGCUUCCUAGUCCUUCCCAGCUAUGUCUUCCCCAGGAGCCUGCCCAGGGUGCCUGAGACCAUCCAGCUGGAAGUUCGGACCAGCACAGCCAGCGGCCUGCUGCUCUGGCAGGGCAUGGAGGCGGGGGACGCCAGCCACGGGAAGGACUUCCUCAGUCUCGGCCUUCAGGACGGGCACCUUGUCUUCAGCUACCAGCUGGGCAGCGGGGAGGCCCGCCUUGUCUCUGAGGACCCCGUCAACGACGGCGAGUGGCAUCGGGUGACGGCCCUGCGAGAGGGCAGAAGGGGCUCCAUCCAGGUGGACGGCGAGGAGCUGGUCAGCGGCCAGUCCCCGGGCCCGAACGUGGCCGUCAACACCAAGAGCAGCAUCUACGUCGGCGGAGCCCCCGACGUGGCCACCCUGACCGGGGGCAGGUUCUCCUCGGGCAUCACGGGCUGUCUCAGGAACCUGGUGCUGCACUCGGCCGGGCCGGGCGCCCCGCCCCCACAGCCCCUGGACCUGCAGCACAGCACCCAGGAGGGGGCCGGCACGCGGCCCUGCCCCUCGUAG